GCGGAUGCCUUCACCUGGGCUCUCCAUCAGUGAGUGAGGCGAGGCGCAGAGGAGGAGAGGCGGUCGGGUCUGGAGAACUACCUCUGGAUGGUUAAAAGAGAAAAAAAAACAAGCGAAAAACCCCAACUCUGCAAUUCUCUGCUCCCCACAGGCUCAGCACCGUAAGGGACUGCUAUAUUUGAGGCUGUCAGGAGAAUGGGAGAGAGAGACUGAGAGUCAGGGCGAGAGAGAGCCGGUGCCACAGCAGCGGAACUUUCAUUUUGACAAAAUAUGUGAUUUCUUGGUAACAUUGAGAUUUCUACUUAUAUAUUUUGUUUGGCUAAGCUUUAAUGAAGAAACGUCAACAUUGCUAACAACCACACAAAGAGGGACCUUUACGACCAAGGAUGUGGUUGUCAUGGAAACUGUUUCUGUUUCUGUCACUCACUGGCUGUCUUUCAGAAUAUUCAGAAGCUGUUCCUGGUCUGCCCACUUCAUAUGCUGCUAUACUAAGACUCAAAUCUGGUAGUUCAUCUUUACCCUCAUUUAAUUCAAAGAACAGACCACGAUUAAGCAGUCCUUCAAUAGGAAGUGUAUCUUCACCAGCCUGGAGAGGAGCUGCACAACAUUAUCACUCCCCAACAAAUCUCUACCACUUUUCAGAGGCCUCCAAACGUGAUGAAAGUGUUGAUUAUGGGCCAGUGUUUGUACAAGAGCCAGGUGACGUGAUUUUUCCAACUGAUUCUGAGGAGAAGAAAGUAUUUCUGAAUUGUCAAGCUCGUGGAAAUCCUACUCCCACAUACAGAUGGCUUCGAAAUGGAACUGAAAUUGACAUUGAAAGUGAUUAUCGCUACAGUUUAAUAGAAGGAAGUCUGAUGAUCAAUAACCCCAGUGAAAUGAAGGAUUCUGGACAGUAUCAGUGUUUAACCACCAACAUGUUUGGCAGUAUUUUAAGCAGAGAAGCUGUUCUACAGUUUGCAUAUCUGGGGAAUUUUAGCGGCCGGACAAGAAGUGCUGUCUCUGUACGUGAAGGUCAAGGAGUUGUUCUGAUGUGCUCCCCUCCACUUCAUUCACCAGAGAUCAUCUAUAGCUGGGUAUUUAAUGAAUUCCCAUCUUUUGUGACAGAAGACAGCAGACGCUUCAUCUCUCAGGAGACAGGCAAUCUCUACAUCUCCAAGGUGCAAACAUCUGAUGUUGGCAGUUAUAUAUGCCUGGUAAAAAACACAGUGACAAAUGCCAGAGUUUUGAGUCCUCCUACACCUCUGACACUGAGAAAUGAUGGUGUGAUGGGGGAGUAUGAACCAAAAAUUGAAGUCCAUUUUCCUUACACAGUUACAGCUGCAAGGGGAACUACUGUUAAGAUGGAGUGUUUUGCACUUGGCAACCCUGUUCCAACAAUCUCUUGGAAGAAAGUUAAUGGUCAUAAUCCAAGUAAAGCCCGCCUGAGAAAAUCCCAAGCUGUGCUUGAAAUACCUAAUGUGCAGCUAGAGGAUGCGGGAAUGUAUGAAUGUAAGGCUGAAAACUCUCGUGGAAGAAAUGUCUUCAGAGGACAGCUACAAGUGUACACCUACCCACAUUGGGUGGAGAAACUUAACGAUACUCAAUUAGACAGUGGAGAUCAGCUUCGAUGGGAAUGUAAAGCCACUGGAAAGCCAAGGCCCACAUAUCAGUGGCUGAAAAAUGGAGUUCCUCUCUGGCCACAGAACAGGAUUGAGAUGGUUAAUGGUGUUCUGGUGAUCCACAGUGUGAAUGUCUCAGAUGCUGGAAUGUAUCAGUGCUUAGCAGAAAAUAAGUAUGGUACCAUUUAUGCCAGUGCUGAGCUGAAGAUUUUAGCUUCAGCUCCCACUUUCCCACUCAAUCAAAUGAGGAAAACAAUAAUUAUUACCAAGGGCCAAGAAGUUCUCAUUGAGUGCAAGCCACAAGCCUCUCCAAAGCCAACUAUCACUUGGAAGAAAGGAGACAAAGCAAUAAGGGAGAGUAAGAGAAUAACUAUACUUCCACAUGGGAGCCUGCGAAUACUUAACGCUUCAAAGUCUGAUGAAGGUCGGUACUCAUGUCAAGGUGUAAAUGUAUUUGGAUCUGCAGAAAUCAUUGCAUCAGUAUCUGUUAAAGAACCUACAAGAAUAGAGCUGACUCCCAAGAAGAUAGAGUUAACGGUUGGAGAAAGCAUUGUCCUCAGUUGCAAAGCCCUUCAUGACAGCACACUAGAUGUCACUUUCUAUUGGACACUCAAUGGGCAGCCAAUUGACUUUGAAAAAGAAGGUGGACACUUUGAAAGCAUCAAGGCACAAGCAUCCUCUGCAGAUUUAAUGAUCAGAAACAUCCUCCUGAUGCAUGCUGGGAGAUACGGCUGCAGGGUUCAGACGACAGCAGACACCGUGUCAGAUGAGACGGAGCUACUUGUUAGGGGUCCUCCUGGUCCCCCAGGGGUUGUAAUAGUGGAGGAAAUUUCAGACACAACAGCAACACUCUCCUGGAGUCCUGGGGCAGACAAUCACAGCCCUAUCUCCCUCUACAACCUGCAAGCACGCAGUCCAUUUUCUCUUGGCUGGCAGACAGUAAAAACAGUUCCAGAUGUGAUAAGUGGUGACAUGGAGUCUGCUAUGGCUGUUGAACUGAACCCUUGGGUGGAGUAUGAGUUCAGAGUUGUAGCAACCAACAAAAUUGGGACUGGAGACCCAAGUACACCAUCACGAGUGAUCAGAACCAAUGAAGCAGUUCCAAAGACACCUCCAGCUAAUGUAAGUGGCAGAAGUGGAAGGCGACAUGAAUUAGUAAUAGCAUGGGAGCCAGUGUCAGAAGAGUUUCAGAAUGGACAAGGAUUUGGAUAUAUUGUAGCCUUCAGACCCAAUGGAACACGUGGCUGGAAGGAAAAAAUGGUGACAUCUUCAGAUGCCUCAAAGUUCAUCUACAGAGAUGAAAGCGUGCCACCUCUGACUCCUUUUGAGGUGAAGGUUGGUGUUUACAACAACAAAGGAGAUGGUCCCUUCAGCCCUAUUGUGGUCAUCUGCUCAGCUGAAGGAGAACCCACUGCUGCUCCCAUCGAUGUCACAGCUACAAGUUUGUCUGUAUCAGAGAUUCUUGUUGCGUGGAAACAUAUUAAAGAAAGUCUAGGAAGACCACAGGGAUUUGAGGUUGGUUACUGGAAGGACAUGGAGCAGGAAGAAGCAGCAGAAAAGGUCAAAACUGAGGGAAAUGAGUCAUCCAUUCUACUGACAGGAUUAGAAGGAAACACAUUAUAUCAUCUAACAGUGAGGGCGUACAAUGCUGCAGGGUAUGGACCACCUAGCACUGCUGUGCAGGCAGCAACCAAGAAGUCCCCUCCCAGCCAAGCACCAGGCAAUGUUAUGUGGAUACAGGAAGGCUCUCAUGUUUCUCUUGGGUGGGAGCCAGUCAAAUCUCUAGCUAAUGAAUCUGAUGUAAAGGGAUAUAAGGUAUUAUUUAGGCAAGAAGGCCAGAGCAACAGUCAAGUUAUAGAAACACAGAAAACCUCUGCAGUGGUGCUUCUUCCCGAUGUUGGUGUCUACAUCAUUGAGGUCUGUGCUGUCAGUGAAGGAGGAGAUGGGACUGCAAGUCCCCAGAUCAGAGUUCCAUCUCUUGCAGGAGGGAAAGUAACAAGUGCUCAAUCCACCUUACAUGUGUUGUCUACUUCCUCAUCCUCGGUAACACUGAUUUUGGCAUUGAUGGUUCCUUCAGCUUCAUGGUGAAGACUGCAGAUUUUGUUGUUGUUGUUAUUUUUUUGCUUUACCUUGAUGACACCAAGGGAUGGAGUUUUAUGUCUGUGGAGUAACUGGAAACCCAAGCUAAUGCUUAAAGACCCAUAGAAAAGCCUGUGGUGCACUUAGAGGAGCGUUGGAGACACGGUCAAUAAUUCAUCAGGUUUUUUUCUCUUCUUUAUUUGUAAAAGUCCUCUGGGGAGGGGACACUUCUUGGCCCAAAAAUAUGCAGAUUGUAUGUAAUAAACUUUUGUAAGCAAAGAUAAUUUCUGUCAAAGGUACUUUACUUUUUUAAUACGCUCUAUUUUGGUGACCCCAGUCAUGUAUCAUUAGUGGUGUCUAGUACAGUACAUCUGUUUGGUUUGGAAAAAAAAACUUUUUAAAACAUAGAACACAGUUUGAUACAGCUUUGUCAAAUACUUUUCUUGCAUCACCUAUGGCUGGUAGUUCCUACUGAUUAGAGAAAAAUAAUAGUUUAGAUACACAGACCACUGCAAAAGUAGAAAGAAUUUGUUGAUUAUCUAUUUAAUAAAAAUUGUGUAUGGUUAUGUAUUUAAUUAAUAAAAAGAAUCUCAAAAAAUACUAGACAGCACACCCAGAAAGUAACAAAAUGGAGCAGAAAAGCCAUUUAUUUUAUUGCAAGAUAAAUGGAAAAUGAUUAAACAGAAACAGUCUGGUUUUUAUCAAAUCCCAUAUGAUUUGAUGUUAAAUGAAUCAAAUAUUUAUUUUCAAUAGCCAAUAAAAAUUCAUAAUGCAUAUGACAAUGAAAACACUGGGAAUUUAAACAUUAGGCUGCUAAGAACACAAAUAAAGCAAUGCAAGGAGAUAAACCUACUUUUUCCAACCGCUUCUCAGUUGUAACUUUUUGUUUUCCUCUGGGUCCAUUUUUAGUAACAUUCUGUGCUUUAUGUAUUUGAUAAUCAAGUUGAAGUAUGUAUGAAAGCAUAUUAUGGAGAGAAUAUUAACAUUGUUUGAAAUGUAAUCAUUCACAUAUAUACAGACUCAAGUAGGAUAUAUAUUGGAGAAUGCUGUGUUCGAAAAAAAUACUUGGCUAAGUGCUACUGGGCAUCAUUCCAGUUAUUUAGCUAAUUGGCUCUAUUUCUGUAGCUCACUAGAUAUUACUCUUGUAGUGACUUUGCGCUGUCAGUUUUAAUCCCCACUUUUUGCUGUACCAAUUUUUCACUUGGUAGACGACAUGGACAAUUUUUCUACAUUGGAAGACCUUUUCACAUAUUGGCACCUGAAUCAAAAUAAUCCCCAGGAUAUGUGGCAUGUGAGUUUGUACAGCUAUGGUGGUGUGCACAGUGUUAUGAGGGAGGGUGUUUUACCACCAUGUAUCUAGAGAUCAUGCCUAGGAUGAACAUUCCCUUGCCUUGGAAAAAGCAAGUCAAAAUUGUUCAACAAGCAUGUCCUAACGGCAUAGUUCUACCGGCUGUCCAUCCCUCCAAAAGUUUUGAAGCAAAUCUAUUUGGGUUGAUGGGUUCUGGGUCUAAAAUUCUCUAACUGUGCCCUUUCUUAGCAGCUUUAAAAUAGUAGCUAAGAAGGCACAACUCAGAUUGAGUGCUUGGUAGGUAAAAAGCUGACUGAUCUUUUUUCUUUUGAGUAUUUUAUCAGUAAAAUUUUUCAGAGAUGGUUCAACUCAAAUCUUUAUUACCCACUAAUAUUUUAAAUAAUUUUCUAAAAAAAAUAGGUUUUAAACUUACUUAAUCACCACAUUGCUAGGAAAACAAAGGCAGGACAAAUAGCUGAGCAAAGACUAUAGAUAGAGACAAAAGGGGACCUUCUGCAUCUCUGCUUCUGGAAAAGCCUUUGAGAUCAAAGAAAGGAACGUGGAAUGUACCUUGAGCAAACUCAUAGAAAAUACCCACCUGCUGUCACUUGUAAAGUAGCAGCACUGCUACUGUGCAAAGAACUUGCAUCAGCAAACCAUGAUUUUUCAAAACGUUAAAAUAAACAAGAAUAAAGUGAUGAACCAAAAAUCAAAAUGGCUAUUUUAUAAAUUAGUUAAGCAUAAUUUCCUCUAUUUUUUAUACAGUUGCUUGCCAAUGCAGUUUAUUUCAGAGUAUUCAAAAAUGUUAGUCACUGAUGGUGGCAUUUUGAUUUAACAGCUUUCUGAAUACAAUAAAUGGCUACGCUUUAUAUGGAGAACAAAAGUCUGAUGAGAUAGAGCUGCAUCUAGACAUAUCUAUCUCGUUCUCUAGUAUCAGGAUACAGAUAGAAAUAUUGAACAUACCAUCAGAUAAUGUAGUUGUAUUACAGGGACAAAAAAGGGGUAUGUUUUAUAUUCAACAUCAACAGAAUCUGUAUUUUGCAUCUUAAAUAUAUUAAUAAACAUGUUUUAAAUGUUUAAGUAUCUAUGUAUUACCUAUCUGUUACUUUGUAGAAGAAGAUUCUUUAUCAUGACAUACCCUUUUUUUAGUUGCAAAGGAAAGCUCUUUCCUUCUUCAUGUAAAAGAUUGUAAUAGUGCAGUCUAGCGUCACUGAGGAGACUGUAUUUUUGUAUAAUUCCACAAGAUCUGUUUGGAAAAAAAUAAUUAGAAAGAAACUUUGUUUCGUAGACUAAAAAAAAACAUAGUGUCAUGGCCCAUAAAAAAAAUGUUAGAUAUAUUGUAUACAAUCUGUAUAUAUGCUAUAUAUAAUGGUAUAUACAAUGUGGAAGACACAGUAAUAUAAUAGUUCCUGUGUACUGUUCUUGUAACAUUAGAUCUUUUUAAUAAAUAAUUCUCUUUUUAUUGACUUUUAUCUUA
Molecule: messenger RNA, 6442 nt
Organism: Pezoporus flaviventris
Lineage: Eukaryota; Metazoa; Chordata; Aves; Psittaciformes; Psittacidae
Gene: CNTN5
Product: contactin 5
Exons: 25
Coding region: 387-3686 (1099 amino acids)
Biological process (GO): brain development; cell-cell adhesion
Molecular function (GO): cell-cell adhesion mediator activity
Source: RefSeq, a predicted model, not a curated record